Messenger RNA from Ilyonectria robusta, 1644 nucleotides. Its product is annotated as cytochrome P450. The record is from RefSeq and is a predicted model, not a curated record. Bases 1 to 1644 code for a protein of 547 amino acids. Gene Ontology annotation, molecular function: monooxygenase activity; heme binding; oxidoreductase activity, acting on paired donors, with incorporation or reduction of molecular oxygen. The transcript is spliced from 3 exons. NCBI's taxonomy places the organism in Eukaryota, Fungi, Ascomycota, Sordariomycetes, Hypocreales, Nectriaceae.
AUGUACAGUGGCACUCCCUUCGGACUUUCCAUUCUGUUUAACCUCGUGGCCGUUGCCGUGUUCGGGCACAUUCUGAGGUCACUAUGGACGUACUGGAGGCGGCCCUACUCAUCUGUUCUUGCGCGUGUCCGAGGACCCCCGACGAAACAUUGGUUCUUCGGUUUCCUCACGCCUUCCGAGGCCAAGUCCUUGAGCAUGUCGCCGAAGAUGCUGCAACUCUGUGACGACUUCGACGAUAUAUGGUAUGCCACCUUCACAAAUCGACGUCCGACGCUAGACCCAGAAGCUAUUAGCUAUGUACUGAAUGAUAGCCAGACGUAUGUGCGGACUAAAGCGCAGACAAAUGUCACCCGACUGAUAUUUGGCGAUGGCCUCGCAACCGUCGAUGGCGAGCAGCACCGGAUGCAGAGAAAGGUCAUCGGGCCCGCUUUCACGGCUAGGGCAGUCGAGGGAAUGGCCCCCGUCUUCUACGAAAAGGCGCAAGCUUUGGCUGAUGGUUGGGCACAUAAGCUGCGCAAUAUAGCUGGCCAGGAGACAAGAAGCAUGGAGAUCAAUGCCUACCAGGAAUUUGAGGCCUUGUCUUUGGAUAUCAUCGGCACCGCGGGCUUCCAAUAUGACUUUCACUCGUUGAGCGGGCAUCGGAGUGAGUUGGAGGAUGCUUUUGUCAAUGUCACAAAGAGCGCGGCGACGGGAUCUUCAUACUCGACUCUGCGAUCUCACUUCCCUUGGGUCGGCAUGCUGGGAAGCUUCUUGAGCCAGGAACAGAAGACUCUGGACAAACAUAAACGGCAAAUCUGGCGAGUUAGCAAGGACCUUUUCGAGAACGCUAAGAGAGAAAUGCAAAUACAAGGCAGCCAGCGGACAACCGAAUCAGGUUGUAGAGAUAUCCUCAGCCUCCUCGUUGAGUCGAACACCAGGGCCACAGCAAAGGACCGUCUGGGUGACAAGGAGAUUAUCUCCAUGGUCCCGACAUUGCUCUCAGGAGGGUACGAUAACAAUGCGUCAGAGAUGUCGUAUGCCCUCUUCGCGCUUACAAACUUCCCUGAGACGCAACGCCGUCUCCGACAAGAACUGCUCAGCCCGCCCCCGAACGGCCGGGACUGGCACAAGGACCUCAGAUCCCUCGAGCGUCUUCCCUAUUUAGACGCCGUCGCCAAAGAAACCUUUCGGUUGUACAGUUCCGCGCACUCGAUCCCCCGAACCGCCGCAAGAGACGAUUGUAUUCCUGUAAGUAAAAAUAUACAGCUCCGCGAUGGAAGCUGGGUGAACAAGAUCCGCAUCGGCCGCGACGACGACGUGGUCAUCGCACAGAAGUGGGUGAACGUGGCAUCGCGGUUCUGGGGACCCACCGCCCAUGUCUUCAGGCCGGAGCGGUGGAUUGAGGAUACCAAGCAUGAGCAUUACGAAGAGUUGCCCGGAUGGAGUCAUUUAAUGACUUUCUCGAUUGGGCCGCGGAAUUGUCCUGGCUACAGAAUGGCAGUUGCGGAGUUCAAGGUCGGUUUGGCGGUCCUAGUCUCAAGGUUUGAUUUCGUAAGGCACGAAGCUAUGGAUGAGGUGUAUGGAGAGGUGCAGAUUGUAGAUCGACCACGGGUAAAGGGGAGAGAAGGGUAUUAUAUGCCGUGCUGGGUUAAAUCUUUAGAGUAA